GCUCUUUUGGCUUUUUCUUAAUUAAACCCACCUGCUAUUUUGCUAUAGAUGGAGAGAAGCAAAAGAGAGGAAAGAGAGUAGGACAGGCUGCCAUGGUCAUACUUGCAGCCACCGUCUUUGGGACUUAGGAGCGUAAUAUGUCGCCACAUCUCCGGUGAGGAGCAAGAACUGGUGGCAGAAGUAAAGAAAAUACACCUUUACGUACUGUAUGUUCUUAGCUUCUACCAUUUCAGGCGACCAUCCUCCGCAACUUCUCCGGAUCCAUCAUCGUGAUGGACAUGUUUUAACCCCGGCCUACUCCUUGCUCAACCUGCGACGGGCACUGACCAACACCUUCGCCGGGUUCUUGGUUUUGUGUACAAUGAUAUGAUGUUACAAAGAGUUGGUCUCAAAACUUUGGAUGGAGGAUUACAGGGUCAAUUUGCUAUUGAAUCUGAUAUAAAGCUCCAAGGUUUUAAGAGGCCGGGGGCUAGAAAACUUAGCAAGAAAUUCAAUUCACAGAAUGUGUCUUUUGUGCUAGAUGAGAAGUCUUGCACUGGCAAGUAUAAGUCUCAGCCUUCCACUUUAGAGAAUAAGAUAUACCAAUCAGAUGACUAUAAAUUUGAAAGUUGGAUAUGGAACAACUUCAGGCUUAGCUGGCUGCUGUCUGGUGAGUUUUAAUUCAUUGAUUUUGCCUUUUGACUCAAGCAAAGGUUCUCGGCGGUGAAGUCAAGCCUACGGAUCCACCGGAAUAUGAUUUUCCCUCCUCGCCAACUGCAGAACGAAUCUGCUCUGAUGUGGUCACUGCCUAAGGUUUGCGACUAGAUCGAUGCUUUUUCUCCGAUGACCAGCUACGACGGAUGACUCUCUUCAUUCUUUGGCUCGCCAUGCGUCAUGGUGGCUGGCGACUGGUAAUGGGAUAGCUCGUCAUGCGUCAUGUAAAUUAAAUGCUCUCUCAAACUAGUGUUGUGUCUUGAGUACUGUCCUAUGUUGGUAAGUUUGUGUGGUAGUUAUUUUGUUUUAAGAGAAAGUCUACAACAUUAUCCGCAUAGUUGAUCCGUUCAAUAGUUUA
This is a messenger RNA of Ipomoea triloba (trilobed morning glory), 1051 nucleotides long. RefSeq lists its product as uncharacterized. Lineage: Eukaryota; Viridiplantae; Streptophyta; Magnoliopsida; Solanales; Convolvulaceae. The coding region runs from base 367 to 660 and encodes 97 amino acids. The record is from RefSeq and is a predicted model, not a curated record. The transcript is spliced from 3 exons.